This is a messenger RNA of Hibiscus syriacus, 2370 nucleotides long. RefSeq names its product DNA replication licensing factor MCM5-like. Gene Ontology annotation, cellular component: nucleus; MCM complex. Bases 90 to 2294 code for a protein of 734 amino acids. Lineage: Eukaryota; Viridiplantae; Streptophyta; Magnoliopsida; Malvales; Malvaceae. The transcript is spliced from 18 exons. The record is from RefSeq and is a predicted model, not a curated record. Gene Ontology annotation, molecular function: single-stranded DNA helicase activity; single-stranded DNA binding; ATP binding. Gene Ontology annotation, biological process: DNA replication; double-strand break repair via break-induced replication; DNA replication initiation.
AAGAAGUUGCCGCUGAGAGAACGAUAUCGACUUCUUCGUUUUCAGUGAGAGCGAGAGUCGAUAAUCACAGGUGAAAAGCAAACAAGAAAAUGUCGGGAUGGGACGAAGGAGCAGUUUACUACAGCAAUCAAGCGCAGUUCACGGAAGCCUCCACGGAAGCAGAAGCGGCCGCAGUAUCCUCCACGACAAGCCGCCACUCCGUCCUCCUCAAAUUCAAGGAGUUCAUUAGGAACUUUGAAAAGGAGAAGAAUGUUUUUCCGUACAGAGAAAGCCUCGUUAAUAAUCCGAAGUUCCUACUGGUCCAUCUCGAGGACCUUCUCUCCUUCGAUUCCGAUCUCCCUUCCCUCCUUCGAUCCGCUCCCUCCGAUUACCUGCCUUUGUUUGAGACAGCGGCUGCGGAGGUUUUAGCGGGUUUGAAGAUGAAAGUAGUGGGAGAUUCAGGGGGAAUGGUGGAGCCACAGACGGGCGAGGUUCAAAUUUUGCUUACAUCAAAGGAGGAUCCGGUUUCUUUGCGCUCACUUGGGGCCCAAUAUAUAUCAAAACUAGUUAAGAUAUCAGGAAUUACUAUUUCUGCUUCAAGGAUUAAGGCAAAGGCUACUUAUGUGCAUUUAAUUUGUAAGAACUGUAAAAGUGCUAGGGUUAUUCCCUGUCGUCCAGGGCUUGGUGGGGCGAUUGUUCCAAGAUCAUGUGACCAUAUUCCACAGCCUGGAGAAGAAGCUUGCCCUAUUGAUCCAUGGCUUGUGGUUCCUGAUAAGAGCAAGUAUGUUGAUCAACAAACCUUGAAACUGCAAGAGAACCCAGAGGAUGUACCUACUGGUGAGCUUCCUAGAAAUAUGUUGCUUUCGGUGGACCGACAUCUGGUUCAAACAUUUGUACCUGGUUCAAGGUUGACAAUAAUGGGAAUCUAUAGUAUCUUUCAAGCUGCCAAUUCAUCCACUAACCAUAAAGGAGCAGUUGCAGUUAGACAGCCUUACAUCAGGGUAGUGGGAAUGGAAGAGACAAAUGAAGCAAACUCCAGAGGACCCGCCACUUUCACGCAAGAAGAAGUAGAAGAAUUCAAAAAAUUUGCUUCAAAUCAAGAUACAUAUAAAGUCAUAUGCUCGAAGAUUGCUCCCUCUAUAUUUGGUCAUGAUGAUGUCAAGAAGGCUGUUGCUUGUCUUCUCUUUGGAGGAGCCAGGAAAAAUUUGCCGGAUGGGGUGAGGUUAAGAGGUGAUAUUAACGUGUUGCUUCUUGGAGAUCCAUCUACUGCCAAGUCACAGUUUCUCAAGUUUGUUGAGAAGACGGCUCCAAUAGCUGUUUACACUUCUGGGAAGGGCUCUUCAGCUGCUGGUCUUACUGCUUCUGUUACUCGAGAUAGUAGCUCUCGAGAGUUUUAUCUUGAAGGAGGAGCCAUGGUUUUGGCAGAUGGAGGUGUUGUGUGUAUUGAUGAGUUCGAUAAGAUGAGACCAGAGGAUAGGGUUGCUAUUCAUGAAGCUAUGGAGCAGCAGACAAUAUCCAUUGCCAAAGCUGGAAUUACAACUGUUCUCAAUUCCAGAACUUCAGUGCUUGCUGCUGCUAAUCCUCCUUCAGGACGUUAUGAUGAUCUUAAGACGGCACAGGAUAAUAUCGAUUUGCAGACUACAAUUCUUUCAAGAUUUGACUUGAUCUUCAUUGUAAAGGAUAUCAGAAUGUAUGACCAAGACAAGGUUAUAGCAAGUCAUAUCAUAAAAGUUCAUGCCUCAGCUCAGACUGCAUCCAAUGAUAGUAGAACUCCUAAAGAAGAGAAUUGGCUGAAAAGGUAUAUUCAAUAUUGUCGAACAGAAUGCCAUCCUCGCCUUUCAGAAGCUGCAUGUGCUAAACUCCAGAGUGAUUAUGUUGACAUCAGAAGGGGAAUGAGGCAGCAAGCAAAUGAGACCGGAGAGAGUGCAGCAAUUCCCAUUACUGUGAGGCAGCUAGAGGCCAUCAUAAGGUUAAGCGAGGCUCUUGCGAAAAUGAAAUUGUCACAUGUUGCCACUGAAGGUGAUGUAGCUGAAGCAUUGAGACUUUUCAAAGUUUCCACCAUGGAUGCAGCACGUUCUGGAAUAAACCAACAUAUUAACAUAUCUCCCGAAAUGGCCAAUGAGAUAAAGCAAGCGGAGAACCAGAUAAAGAGAAGACUGGGAAUUGGAAAUCGCAUAUCAGAAAGAAGGCUGAUCGAUGAUCUUAUUAGAAUGGGGAUGAACGAAUCAAUUGUAAGAAGAGCCAUUCUAAUUAUGCACCAGAGGGGUGAAGUUGAAUAUCAACGAGAAAGGCAUGUAAUUGUCCGUAAAGUAUGAUGUUGCUGUAUUAUUAUUUGGAAACAAAAUUAUCACCGGAGCACUCCUUGAGCCCCAGGUUUUUACUGCAGGAUGA